AUAUUGUAUUAGGAAAGCCGUAGGUUGUGUGUGUAGUUUAAAUGUAAGAGGAAAAUAGGGCAUAUUAAACUUCAUCUAUUAACUACAUGAUUGUGUUAUUUCUGAUUGUUCUUGGCUGCUUUCCUUAUUAAAAGUAGAUUUUCGUCGAUUGUACGUGGAUAUUUCAGACGUCCUCAGCAAUACUCGAAGUUCUACAUACGUGGUCGUCUAAUGUUAUCGUUUAUUGGUACUGAUUGGACAGUUUCACUGUUACAUGCCGGUUCCUAUCUAAAUAUUGAUGAUAUUUUGGCAUCUAAUGAACGUACAUCAUGCCGCGUUCGUGUAUCACUACCAUCUCUGGCUCCACUGCUACUUUCAGAUGUCAAAGAUAAAGUACAUGGUGAAGGCAUUAAUGAUGAUUGCAAAGCGUCAAAUGACGUCCCAGUAGGAAAAAGAGUUGAUCUACCGGUUUGGCUAGCUAUCGCUAUCGGUAGCGGAAGGAGACAAAUACUGAGCAUAGACUUACCUCCAAUUUAUCGAGAUGCCUUUACUGAAGUGUUCGAAGCAGAUCCUUGUGUAGUUGACCUUAAAAGAAAAGGAUCUAUGUAUUACAUGUUAUUAUGCAACUUACUGAUGUCAGGUCAUGUAAGAGUCCCACAAAUUGUUGCUACUGGCACUAAGGUUUUUCAGUCACGAUUGAAGAUGAUUAUGGAUGCCUCACUUAAUGCUUCUCGACAAGAUACUUUGUCGUCUACAUCUAAAUUUGACUGCUUGGAAAUGGCUUUAUUUCGGAUUGGUCAAACAGAUAGAUUACAAUUUGAACGUUGGAUUUCACGCCAUCAUGAAAAGAUUGAAGCCUCAAGAACAUUUCGUUCUAUACCUAUGAAAUAGAAAUUAUUCAUUGUUCAGAGUUCUAUUUUAUCUAAAGAAGGGUGAUUAUUGUAGUCAGACGCUCUUUGUACAUUCAUAAUACACAAUCAUAAAAUAACUUAAAACGUAAACCUAACGCGGAUCUUUGUAAAUUCUGUAAAUUCAGAUUGUAAUCAAUUUUUUAUUUAUGAUCAUCAGAAUACUUUCAGCUUAUUCUGAAAUAACUUUGUUUAAAUUUGGUCACCCGUUUUUCUUUUAGAUAUAGUGACAGGUGUUCAAAGAAAUUUCAAAUGAUGUUUUGAAUUUUGUGAAACUGUUUCACUUAGACAUUUGAUAGCUAACCAGUAGAUCACUCGCACACGAACUUUG
Messenger RNA from Schistosoma turkestanicum, 1218 nucleotides. The record is from the annotation of a GenBank genome assembly. Lineage: Eukaryota; Metazoa; Platyhelminthes; Trematoda; Strigeidida; Schistosomatidae.